GACUACCACCUGUGAUUCCUUCUCUGACAGGAAAAGAUUACCAUGGAGAAGUUGGCCAUCCUUUUGCUUCUGAGUGCUGCCAUUGCACUGGGCGAUGCCAACCUGACCCUGCUCCUUGGUUUAGAACCCUUACUGAAGACUGAGGUGGAACAGACUCCUCCUGUUGAGGCUCAGGUAGCAGCAGUGCAGGAGGGGACAAAGGAAAGUUCAUGUCCCUCAGACUGGCACCCAUAUGGAUCACGCUGUUUAAAGUUUGUCAGCAUUCAGCAGUCAUGGGCAGAUUCGGAGCAAAACUGUUUGGCACUUGGUGGAAACCUAGCAUCCGUGCAUAACCUUUUAGAGUACCGUUUCAUGCAAGCACUGACAAAGGACACCAAUGGCCACCUACCUGACACCUGGGUUGGAGGUUUUGAUGCCGUCAAGGAGGGCUUAUGGAUGUGGUCAGAUGGGACCAGAUUUGAUUACACUAACUGGAACACUGGUGAGCCCAAUAACGCUGGAGAAGGAGAGGACUGUCUGCAGAUGAACGCUGCAAGUGAGAAGCUCUGGUUUGAUGUGCCCUGUGAGUGGAAGUUUGCAUCGCUCUGUGCCAGAAGAAUCGACGCGCCUCGGCCCGAGGUGUCCAGCGACGCGCCUCGGCCCGAGGUGUCCAGCGCCGCGCCUCGGCCCGAGGUGUCCAGCGACGCGCCUCGGCCCGAGGUGUCCAGCUCAGCCCGAGCUCAGCCCGAGGUGUCCAGCGACGCGUCUCGGCCUGAGGUGUCCAGCGACGCGCCUCGGCCCGAGGUGUCCAGCGAUGCGCCUUAG
Molecule: messenger RNA, 804 nt
Organism: Salmo salar (Atlantic salmon)
Lineage: Eukaryota; Metazoa; Chordata; Actinopteri; Salmoniformes; Salmonidae
Source: RefSeq, a predicted model, not a curated record